Messenger RNA from Frieseomelitta varia, 962 nucleotides. RefSeq names its product ADP-ribosylation factor-like protein 3. Gene Ontology annotation, biological process: cilium assembly. Gene Ontology annotation, molecular function: GTP binding; GTPase activity. The record is from RefSeq and is a predicted model, not a curated record. Gene Ontology annotation, cellular component: cytoplasm; microtubule cytoskeleton. The transcript is spliced from 5 exons. Lineage: Eukaryota; Metazoa; Arthropoda; Insecta; Hymenoptera; Apidae. Bases 93 to 635 code for a protein of 180 amino acids.
AAAUUCGAGGGACGAUAACCGAACGAUUGACGUGUCGUGGCCUGGUUCUGCCACGUUUUUCGUUCCCAUUUCACGAAUAAUAACGGCGAAAUAUGGGACUUUUGUCGAUCUUGAGAAAAUUGCGUUCGAAUCCGGACAAAGAAUUGCGAUUGCUUCUUCUGGGAUUAGACAAUGCUGGGAAAACAACGAUUUUAAAAUCGCUGGCCAGCGAGGAUAUUACGCAGGUAACGCCGACACAAGGCUUUAAUAUAAAAAGCGUUCAAAGCGAAGGUUUUAAAUUGAACGUUUGGGACAUAGGAGGUGCUCGAAAAAUUCGUCCCUAUUGGCGAAAUUAUUUCGAAAACACGGAUGUUUUAAUAUACGUCGUGGACAGCGCGGACAUAAAGAGACUAGAAGAAACAGGUCAAGAAUUGUCAGAACUUUUGCUGGAGGAAAAAUUGAGAGGUGUUCCUUUGUUGGUGUACGCAAAUAAGCAAGAUCUUGGACAAGCUGUCACAGCGGCCGAAAUCGCUGAAGGUCUUGGACUGCACAACAUUAAGGAUCGCGAUUGGCAGAUACAAUCAUGCAUCGCGACUGAAGGGAAAGGCGUCAAGGAGGGUCUUGAAUGGGCAUGCAAGAACAUCAAGAGGAAGUAACGCUGGUGUAAGAAUGACAACGAGAACCGAAACGGUUUACCAUGUAUCUCGUACAUCCAACAUACGUUUUAUUUGACUUUUACCUAAUAUUUACAAAAGCUGUUGCAGACAACGCAAGCGUAUGAACACGAUCGAAAUGGAUCUAGUCAUUCAACUUCCGUCCUUCAUGGAAGGAGCUUUCCUAAGCUCGGAUUUACGAUGUCCCGAAGAAUAUUGUAACGCGUAGCUUCUCACACGUGUUCUUCUUAUAAAAUAGAAUUUUUAUAGAUUCCAUUGGAAAGAAAUAAAUAUAGAAAAUGAAUCCAAAGAAGAUAUUAUAUAUAUAUA